AUGAACAAAAACUAUCAACUUUGCACAUUGGAAGUAACUGUCUGCUAUUCAAACGUCGUACUAUUAUCUGAUUGUGUUWUCAGGCCUGGRUUGGAGCAGUUUAAGUUAAARUACAGAGARUAUGUUGAGCCUGGGCGGAAUGUGUCUCAUCUACUGGACACUGUYCUUGCUAAGUACGAUAAACGAAUACGACCAUUCUAUGGAGUGAAACCCUUAAAUGUUGGAAUUGAUAUUCUGAUUCUGUCGUUCGGAGAACUCGAGGAAGCCAGCAUGGAAUACACAGUUGAUAUGUACUUGGGACAAUUCUGGCAGGAUCCAAGGCUAGCGUUUGGUUUAGACCGAUACAUUAUUCUUGGCGGAGAGGCGUCCGAGAAGCUCUGGGUCCCAGACACAUUUUUUGUCAACUCCGUAGAAAGCAAGAUUCAAACGCUCAUGUUUGUAAAUAAGAAAAUUUGGAUAAGUUUGAAUAAUGGUACCAUGAUGCUUAGCGCAAGGUUGGUCAGCCGUAACUCGUGCAAGUUUGAUUUACGGAACUACCCUCUCGAUGAACAGACUUGUCAUCUGGCUUUUGAAAGCUUUUCUUAUUCAGAGAAAGACUUGCUGUAUAGAUGGCGCAAUCAGUCCAUAGGUAGCGAUAUUCAUGUGUAUGAUCGAGAAAUGGCACAGUUUGAUAUCAAGACAGCCAAGAGAUACCUCAAACACAAAGUCUACCACUCAGAUUACUUCUCUGGUCUGACCGCUACGAUCGUGUUCAAGCGUAGAGCAGCCUACUACAUUUUCCAGAUGUACAUCCCAUGUGUGUGCAUUACUGCGCUGUCCUGGGUCAGUUUCUGGAUCAACCACGAGGCGGUGCCAGCACGUGUUGCUCUUAGUAUCACGACAGUCCUUACUAUUAGUUAUAUGAGAGGUUCCGUUAACGCCAAUAUGCCGCGGGUGUCUUAUUUAAAAAGUAUUGAUUAUUUCUUACUGGUUUCUUUUGUGUUUAUAUUUCUAACGCUGGUUGAAUAUGUACUCGUUUUAACCUACGCACGAAAGCAAAAAACCCGCAAGUCAAAGGAGGCAAACUCUAAUGAUGAGAAUUCUGACGAUGAAAUGGAAAAGAAACCAAUGCUAGUAACUGUGUCUGUUGGCAACAGAAGUUAUAACUUUUCCAGUUGUCUUGACAAUGUAGAAAAUGGUGAUGGAAUUGUCCUUAAAGAACGACACCAGAAGAUGCCUCUUCUUGCACGCUCCACGGACAGCCCCCUCUCCUUUAGAGGAGCAAAACAAAACGGCUGCGCUAAUUCUGGUAAAGAGCAGCUUUACAUUGUUUCACAAGAUCAAAAACCUAAGAGCAAUCUGCUUGGUUGCCACUGGCUGGACAACUAUUCCAGGUUUCUAUUUCCUCUUGCUUACGUGGUAUUCCUGGUCGUCUACUUUGUUUACUACACGAACGCAUACAGCGRAAAACCGUGAAACAAUGUUGGAAACGCCGUGUUUGAAAAGUGGACAAAAGAUAAAACUCUAGAAUAAACGAAGAUAAAUGGAGGACCAAAGCGCUUUUUGAUAUGAAGAUACCUUGUAAAAUGUAUUAGUAAAGAGGCAUGAUACUGUCCCCCUCCCCACUGGGGUACUUUGUGGAUGAUUGCAGGACUAUCAUUAUAGAACCACCAUUAUUGGAUUUUUCAAGACACUAUUUAUCAACUGUAAAUGACAAAUUAUUUUCUACGGAUUGCUUUUUAUAUUACUAAAUAAUAAUCAUGUCUGUAAUAUUAUGUUUUUAUAGACAUUUUUUAUCAUCAACGCUCACUUCAAAUUUAAAUGGCGUCUUCGAAGUACCAUGUUCUUUUGAUAGUUGGAUGGAAACCUUGAGAACUGAUGCCUUAAACCCGUGAAAUCCAAUGAGUAGAAUGUAAUGUAGUACUGACAGUGUAGUGAGCAGGUUAAAACUAGGACUCAUCUACACUUUCAAUAUUACAUUUUGGUUCACGGAUUUUGCGUAUUGUCGAUUUCACGUGUUUAUGGAAACUCGAUAAAAAGAGUUAUGCUUAUUUGAGUGAGGGCAUGAUUUAAAGAAAUGGUUUUCAUUGCCGCCAUGUUAUUUUACCACAUCAUUUAAUAUGGAGCUGGAUACCAUAUAUAGCCACAACCAGACCCAGGAAUUUCAGAAAGUGCAUGUUCGAAGCGACCGCAGUUACAGUUGUCGGAAAGUCCUCCUAGUAGAAAAUACUUCAAAAGACAUUUUACUGAGGCAGACCUUAAUUACUGCUGCCUUGUCUAUGGCCUUAUAAAUAAUUAGCUUUGGUUUAAAUAAACCUAUUUCAAUAAACUA
Messenger RNA from Exaiptasia diaphana, 2311 nucleotides. RefSeq names its product gamma-aminobutyric acid receptor subunit beta. The transcript has 8 exons. Gene Ontology annotation, cellular component: synapse; membrane; neuron projection. Gene Ontology annotation, molecular function: neurotransmitter receptor activity; chloride channel activity; extracellular ligand-gated monoatomic ion channel activity. The record is from RefSeq and is a predicted model, not a curated record. Gene Ontology annotation, biological process: regulation of membrane potential; gamma-aminobutyric acid signaling pathway; signal transduction. NCBI's taxonomy places the organism in Eukaryota, Metazoa, Cnidaria, Anthozoa, Actiniaria, Aiptasiidae. The coding region runs from base 1 to 1455 and encodes 484 amino acids.